AUGGCGGUGAAUCUGAGUAAACAUGGUGAUGCUCUUCAACAAGCUUAUAAUCAAGUACUGAAUGAAGACACAGACUGGGUUUUAUUUACAUAUGAAGAAAACAGUAACAACAUCAAAGUGGCAUCAAAAGGAGGUGGAGGUUUGGAUGAAAUGGUAGAGGAGCUGAACACGGGGAAGGUGAUGUACGGGUUCUGCAGACUGACUGAUCAGAACUCUGGAGUGUCGAAGUUUGUUCUCAUUAACUGGACUGGUGCGGGAGUGAAGGGAGUGAGACGAGGAGUUUGUGCCAAUCACAUCCCAUCAAUUGCCAAUUUUCUGAGGGGAGCUCAUGUAACAAUAAAUGCAUAUUCUGAAGACGAUGUUGAUCCUGAUGAGAUUAUGAAUAAAGUCUUUCAGACUGUUGGAGUAAAUUACAGUGUUGAAACGGAGACGGACCACGGCGGCCUCGCUAAAGCUCCUCGUUCUGUGGGUACCAAGUAUCAGAAGACCAACGCUUUAGAAGAAAUGAAUGGAAUUGAUCGAGAAACCUUCUGGGCUCAGCUGGAGAAGGAGGAAAAAAACCGGCGUAAACAGGAGAAAAAGAAAGCGGAGGAAGAACAACAGAGAUUUGAGAGAGAGAGACAAGAACAGGAUGAGAGAGAAGCAGCCGAGAGAGAACAACUCCAGAAAGAGAGAGCCAAUCAGAUCAAACAGCAGAGGCUGUUGGAGAAGAAACAGGACGUGGAGAUCAAAACUAAUCAGCAACAAAAACUGGUGGAAGAAGAACUUCAGGUCACUCAGUGGAAAGAGGUUAGAAGUUCCAGAUCUGCACCGGUAGCCAAUGGUACAGUCCAUCAGAACAGCAGCAGUUUAGAAGGAAUGAAUGCAAGUGACAGAGAAACGUUUUGGGCUCAGAUAGAGAAGGAGGAAGAAAAUCGGCGUCAGCAGGAGAGAAGGAAAGCCGAGGAGGAACGACAGCGAGAUGAGAGAGAGAGAGAAGAAGAGGAAAAGAGAGCGACAGCUGAGAGAGAGAGAUGCCAGAGAGAACGAGCCAAUCAGAUCAAUCAACAGAGGGUGGUCGAGAAACGACAGGAAAUAGAAAGUAAAAAUCAGCGUCAGGACACGAGGAGCAGUGCUUUUAUAGAACUUUCAGAAAGUGAGAGAGAAAAGUUCUGGGCUGAACUGGAGAAGGAGGAAAAAAAUCAGCGCCAGCAGGAGAAAAAGAAAGCGGAGGAAGAACGACUUAGAUUUGAGAGAGAGAGACAAGAACAGGAUGAGAGAGAAGCAGCCGAGAGAGAACAACGCCAGAAAGAGAGAGCCAAUCAGAUCAAACAGCAGAGACUGUUUGAGAUGAAACAGGAAGUGGAGAGUAAAAAUCAGCAGGAAGUGAAGGAGGAAAAAAAUCGGCGCCAGCAGGAGAAAAAGAAAGCGGAGGAAGAACGACAGAGAUUUGAGAGAGAGAGACAAGAACAGGAUAAGAGAGAGGCAGCCGAGAGAGAACAACGCCAGAUAGAGAGAGCCAAUCAGAUCAAACAGCAGAGACUGUUUGAGAUGAAACAGGAAGUGGAGAGUAAAAAUCAGCAGGAAGUGGAGAACAAAGAACUUCAGUGGAAAGGAAUCAGAAGUUCCAGAUCUGUACUGGAGACCAACGAUGCAGCAGCAGUGAUCACUAAGCGCUCAGUCGAUCCCAGAGAUCUUCUCAAACAGACCCAGAGAAACUCACAACCAGUUUCCUCAGGUCUGAGCUACACUCCAGUCUCCCAGAAUUCUUCACGUGUAUCAGAGAAAUCUGCUCCGGUCUCUCAGUACUCUCCUCGGGUUUCUACUGCAACUAUUCCUGCUCCUGAUUUCACAUGGCGUGAUACAGAUAAUGAUGAAGAAGACCAGCAGCAGGGAAACAUCUACGACAUGGUUCCUGUUCAUCAUACUCAGGGUUACUAUGACGAUGAUGCUAAACUGCAGGGUGUUUGUGCUCGAGCUCUGUUUGAUUAUCAGGCUGCUGAUGCCACAGAGAUCACCUUUGACCCUAAUGACAUCAUCACUGAUAUCGACAUGUUUGAUGAAGGAUGGUGGCGCGGGUUCAGCCCUGAUGGUCAUUAUGGGAUGUUUCCUGCUAAUUUUGUUGAGCUUAUUUAAAUUUGCACUAAUGAAUGUUUUUGUUCUCUGACUUCAUGAUAAAUCACAGAGUCACAUGAUCUCACAGAUCAUGAGUCUUUACACAGAUCCUCAUCAAAAUCACUUCAU
Trichomycterus rosablanca is the source of this 2223-nucleotide messenger RNA. It is a transcript of the gene dbnla, whose product is annotated as drebrin-like a. Gene Ontology annotation, cellular component: dendrite; lamellipodium; cortical actin cytoskeleton. The record is from RefSeq and is a predicted model, not a curated record. The coding region runs from base 1 to 2115 and encodes 704 amino acids. Gene Ontology annotation, molecular function: actin filament binding. The transcript has 23 exons. Lineage: Eukaryota; Metazoa; Chordata; Actinopteri; Siluriformes; Trichomycteridae. Gene Ontology annotation, biological process: postsynaptic actin cytoskeleton organization; positive regulation of axon extension; regulation of actin filament polymerization.